Molecule: messenger RNA, 1257 nt
Organism: Penicillium hordei
Lineage: Eukaryota; Fungi; Ascomycota; Eurotiomycetes; Eurotiales; Aspergillaceae
Product: major facilitator superfamily domain-containing protein
Exons: 4
Coding region: 1-1257 (418 amino acids)
Biological process (GO): transmembrane transport
Molecular function (GO): transmembrane transporter activity
Source: RefSeq, a predicted model, not a curated record
AUGUCGCUUUCUUCCAACAUCUCUCCACCCCCAGACGGCGGGUACGGCUGGGUGUGCGUGGCUGCAUGCUUUUCUAUAAACUGCUUCACUUGGGGUGCAGUCUCUUCAUAUGGCGUGUACUUGGCACACUAUCUCUCGAACAACAUAUUCCCUGAGGCUACCCCCAUGGACUUUGCACUAAUUGGGGGUUUAAAUUUCUCCAUGGCGAUGUUGGUAGCGCCUGCUGUUACAAUCAUCGCUCGCAAGUACGGCACCCAGUUACCGAUGUUGCUUGGUCUGGGGCUUUUGGCAUCGGGGUAUGUCUCUGCGUCCUUUUCACAAAGAAUAUGGCAGCUUUAUCUGUCACAGGGAGUCUUGAUCGGAUUUGGGGUUGGGUUUAUUUAUAUACCAAGCAUUCCAGUUCUCUCUCAGUGGUUCGAUAAGAAAAGAAGUCUUGCCAACGGGAUCAGUGCGGCCGGGUCAGGUAUUGGUGGCUUGAUUUUUUCGUUUAUGGAUGGUUCAAUCAUUCAGAAGAUAUCUCUUGCUUGGGCUCUACGAUUUACAGCUAUCAUCAGUUGCUCGAUACUAAUCAUUGCUAUUUUACUAAUUCGAACUCGCAACGAAGCUAUACAGCCGUCCCAGCGGGGAUUUGAUGUGAAACUCUUACGUCGUUUAGACGUGCUUCUAUUGCUAUCAUGGGCUUUUCUUAGUAUGCUUGGCUAUAUUUGUCUGCUGUUUUCACUUCCGGAUUAUGCACGCUCCAUUGGACUCUCUGACAACCAAGCUACAGUUGUCAACGCGAUCCUAAACUUGGGAACUGCUGUUGGUCGGCCACUGAUUGGUGUUUCCAGCGAUUGCUUUGGCAGGAUUGAGGUCGCCGGUCUCUUGACUUGCUUUUGUGGCAUUACUUGUUUUGUCAUUUGGCUUCCCUCGGCAUCAUAUGGUGCGCUUGUUCUCUUCGCUUUCAUUAGUGGGGCUAUUCUCGGGGUCUUUUGGGUUACCGUGGGACCUUUAUGUGUUGAGGUCGCUGGGUUGGAGCAGCUCCAAUCACUCCUCUCUCUAUCUUGGGUUUUUACUGUGCUCCCUACAACAUGUAAGGUCUUCACAUACGUACCUGGAGACCUCUCCGAGGUUAUAGCACUCAAACUACGCCGCCUUGGGUCCUACCAACCAUAUCGAAACGCCCAAGUAUUCUGUGGUAUCUCCUACAUUUGUGCCAGUAUGGCUUUACUGUCUCUCUGGAUGAUUAAACGACGGAAAGUACAAACAGGGGUCUAG